This is a messenger RNA of Medioppia subpectinata, 549 nucleotides long. Lineage: Eukaryota; Metazoa; Arthropoda; Arachnida; Sarcoptiformes; Oppiidae. The record is from the annotation of a GenBank genome assembly.
UUGAGUCCAUAUAUAAAGUGUGUGUAAUUAUAAUCACUUAAUAAUCGCAACAAUAAUAAUAAUAACCAUAAAUACUUACCAUAAGUGUUGAUAAUGACGGCAAUGGAUAACAAUCCGAUGAGACGCCUGUCGGCUACGGGAGACUCGCUGUACAUCAUAUUAGGCGUCCCGAAGACCGCCACCGGAGAUGACAUCAAGAAGAGUUACCGCAGAUUAGCCCUGCGCUUCCAUCCGGACAAAAAUCCCGAUAACUUAGAGGCGGGCGAGAAGUUUAAAGACAUAAACAGAGCGAAUACUAUCCUAUCGGACGUAACGAAGCGUAAUAUUUACGACAAUUACGGCUCUCUUGGCCUCUAUAUAGCGGAACAGUUCGGCGAAGAGAAUGUCAACACGUAUUUCGUUUUGACCAGUGGUUGGUGUAAAGCUAUCUUCUUCUGCACAGCAGUCUUCACGUGUUGUUACUGUUGUUGUUGUCUUUGCUGUUGUUUCAACUUCUGUUGCGGCAAAUGUCGACCAAAACAUCCCGAAGAGGAUUACGUUCCAGAUUUG